Molecule: messenger RNA, 814 nt
Organism: Pollicipes pollicipes
Lineage: Eukaryota; Metazoa; Arthropoda; Thecostraca; Pollicipedomorpha; Pollicipedidae
Exons: 2
Coding region: 46-453 (135 amino acids)
Source: RefSeq, a predicted model, not a curated record
CAGCCUGACCUGUCAGAGCUGGAGGCAGCCGUCCUUCUGGACGAAAUGUCCGAUGACCUCGACUGUGACCCGGCCAGGAAAUGCCAGUCCUGCUGCUGCAUCGUGGUCGUCACCAUCCUCGUCAUCUUCACACUCUCCCUCGCCAAGAUGUACAUCGGUCACGACGUGCACGACGUUCACGACGAGCAGAACGAGCUCACGGGCAUCAUCUUCCUCGUGAUGCUGCUGUUCUUCUUCUGCCUGCUGCUGUUCUUCGUGCGCUUCUCGGUGCUGCUGUUCAAGAAGCGCGUGCGGGACAGUGCUCCGCGCGUGCCGGCCAGCUGCGGCGAUAGCGGCGCGCGCCAGAGCGAGACCGAGCCGGCGCCCACCGCCGCGCCUCCGCCGUACCACGAGGCGCUGCUGCUGCCGGCGCCGCUGGCGGAGAGCCCGCCGCCGGCCUACGACAAGCUGUAGGGCCUGCCGCAGGUGUGGCGGCGUGUCGGCCGGAGCAGCGGUCUUCCGUCGGUCGGCGGUGGAGGCGGCGGUCACCGAGCGCCGGCGCGAGCGGCUUCUGUACGGUCAGCGAUGCCAGUGGUGCCGACGGGAAGCGGGGACAGCGCCGGGUGAUGUGGACUGUGGAGUUAGCCGUCCGUCCGGAGCAGGAAGCGGCAGGCACUGUGGGAGACGAGCCUUACUCCAGGCCGGAUUUGGGUCCAGGGCGGCGCUGGAGCCUUCCGACCAAGUCAACUGCGACACUCCUCGGUGGCUGGUGCGUGUCUGGUUAACAUCUGGUGCACGCGUCGCGUGUGGUGCGCACCCGCGCAAACUUGGCCUU